AUGGCCUCUUCCCGGAGAAGCUCGUCCCAGUGGGGGCUGGGCCUCUUCCUUGUGGCCUUCUUCGCUGUUCUCUUCUCGCCUGCGUUUGUGAGCCAGGCCCGCGCCGACGACGUCCAGGAGUACGGCACUGUUAUUGGUAUUGAUCUUGGCACCACAUACUCUUGUGUUGGUGUUAUGCAGAAGGGCAAGGUGGAGAUUCUCGUCAACGACCAGGGCAACCGUAUCACACCCUCCUACGUGGCUUUCACCGACGAAGAGCGGUUGGUUGGUGACGCCGCCAAGAACCAGGCCGCGAGCAACCCGGAAAACACCAUCUUCGACAUCAAGCGCCUGAUCGGUCGCAAGUACUCUGAGAAGGAUGUCCAGAACGACAUUAAGCACUUCCCCUACAAGGUUGUCAACAAGGACGACAAGCCGUUUGUGCGCGUCGACGUCAAGGGCUCCGAGAAGACCUUCUCCCCCGAGGAGGUGUCCUCCAUGAUCCUCGCCAAGAUGAAGGAGGUCGCCGAGGGCUACCUGGGCAAGAAGGUCACCCACGCCGUCGUCACCGUCCCCGCGUACUUCAACGACAACCAGCGCCAGGCCACCAAGGAUGCCGGCAUUAUUGCUGGCCUGAACGUCCUCCGUAUUGUCAACGAGCCCACCGCCGCUGCCAUCGCGUACGGCCUGGACAAGACCGACGGCGAGCGCCAGAUCAUUGUCUACGAUCUCGGCGGUGGUACGUUCGAUGUGUCCCUGCUGUCGAUUGACCAGGGCGUCUUCGAGGUUCUGGCUACGGCCGGUGACACCCACCUGGGUGGUGAGGAUUUCGACCAGCGCAUCAUCAACCACCUCGCCAAGCAGUUCAACAAGAAGCACAGCGUCGACGUCACUGCCGACAAGAAGGCCAUGGGCAAGCUCAAGCGCGAGGCCGAGAAGGCCAAGCGUACUCUGUCGUCGCAGAUGUCCACCCGUAUCGAGAUUGAGUCGUUCUUCGACGGCAAGGAUCUGUCCGACACCCUGACCCGCGCCAAGUUCGAGGAGCUCAACGUCGACCUGUUCAAGAAGACGCUGAAGCCCGUUGAGCAGGUGCUCAAGGACGCCAAGGUCAGCAAGAGCGAGAUUGACGACAUUGUGCUCGUUGGUGGCUCCACCCGCAUCCCCAAGGUCAUCUCGCUCCUCGAGGAGUUCUUUGGCGGCAAGAAGGCCAGCAAGGGCAUCAACCCGGACGAGGCCGUCGCCUUUGGCGCUGCCGUCCAGGCCGGUGUGCUGUCGGGCGAAGAGGGCACGGACGAAAUUGUCCUGAUGGACGUCAACCCGCUCACCCUGGGCAUUGAGACCACCGGUGGUGUCAUGACCAAGCUGAUCCCCCGCAACACCCCCAUCCCGACCCGCAAGUCGCAGAUCUUCUCGACCGCGGCCGACAACCAGCCCGUUGUCCUGAUCCAGGUCUUCGAGGGCGAGCGCUCCAUGACCAAGGACAACAACAUCCUGGGCAAGUUUGAGCUGACCGGCAUCCCGCCGGCGCCGCGCGGCGUCCCCCAGAUCGAGGUGUCGUUCGAGCUCGACGCCAAUGGCAUUCUCAAGGUGUCGGCCCACGACAAGGGCACCGGCAAGAGCGAGAGCAUCACCAUUACCAACGACAAGGGCCGCCUGACGCAGGAGGAGAUUGACCGCAUGGUCGCCGAGGCCGAGAAGUAUGCCGAGGAGGACAAGGCCACGCGCGAGCGCAUCGAGGCCCGCAACGGCCUGGAGAACUACGCCUUCUCGCUCAAGAACCAGGUCAACGACGAGGACGGCCUGGGCGGCAAGAUCUCUGAAGAGGACAAGGAGACCAUUAUUGAGGCCGUCAAGGAGGCACAGGAGUGGCUCGACGACAACGCCGCUACUGCUGACCUGGAGGACUUUGAGGAGCAGAAGGAGAAGCUGUCCAACGUUGCUUACCCCAUCACGAGCAAGAUGUACAGCCAGGGCGGCGACGCCGACGAGGAGCCGCUCGACCACGACGAGCUGUAA
Molecule: messenger RNA, 1995 nt
Organism: Sporothrix brasiliensis 5110
Lineage: Eukaryota; Fungi; Ascomycota; Sordariomycetes; Ophiostomatales; Ophiostomataceae
Product: heat shock 70kDa protein 5
Exons: 6
Coding region: 1-1995 (664 amino acids)
Biological process (GO): protein refolding; cellular response to unfolded protein; endoplasmic reticulum unfolded protein response
Cellular component (GO): nucleus; membrane; endoplasmic reticulum chaperone complex
Molecular function (GO): ATP binding; ATP-dependent protein folding chaperone; misfolded protein binding
Source: RefSeq, a predicted model, not a curated record